Oldenlandia corymbosa var. corymbosa is the source of this 2034-nucleotide messenger RNA. The record is from the annotation of a GenBank genome assembly. Lineage: Eukaryota; Viridiplantae; Streptophyta; Magnoliopsida; Gentianales; Rubiaceae.
AUGACUUCUGACGAAGUUGUCUGGCAAUUUAAGGAAGAGACAUUGCCUUGCAGAGAACAUUUUAGUUUGGAGAAACACUCUCCCAAAAUUAUUGUCCUCCGUGUUGCCCAGGAGCUUGGUGUUCAACUUGGCGAGGAAGUGGGUUAUGCAAUACGCUUUGAAGACAGAACUUCAGCAAGCACGCGUAUCAAAUACCUUACUGAUGGAGUUCUCCUUCGUGAAAGCUUGUCCAAUCCAGAGCUUAGUCAAUACUCCGUGAUAAUAUUGGAUGAAGCUCAUGAGAGGAGCUUGAAUACGGAUAUAUUGUUGGGUUUGAUGAAACGUUUGAUCAGGUUACGGGCAUCGAACUUAAAGGUCCUAAUCACAUCUGCCACUCUUGAUGGUGAUAAAGUCUCAAGAUUCUUCUCCAGUUGCCCCAUCCUAAAUGUCCCUGGGAAGUUAUUUCCUGUGGAAAUACUGCAUAGCUCAGAGCCGCCCAAAAGUUACUUGGAUGCUUGUCUCAAAAUGGCUAUUGAUAUACAUGUCAAGGAACCCGAAGGUGAUAUCCUGAUAUUCAUGACUGGACAGGAUGAUAUUGAGAAGCUUGUGAGAAAGUUGGAGGAGAGGAUUCAAGGCCUUGAGGAAGGAUCUUGCAUGGAUGCAAUCGUUCUUCCACUUCACGGGUCUUUGCCACCUGAAUUUUAUUGGUUACUGAAAUUUGGACUUCUAUUUUUUGUUCGUGUCUUUAGUCGUCCGCCGCCAAAUUGUCGAAGAUUUAUAGUGGCCACAAACAUUGCAGAAACUUCAUUGACUGUUGAUGGUGUUGUGUAUGUCAUUGAUUCUGGCUAUGUGAAGCAGCGGCAUUACAACCCCUCAACGGGCAUGUAUUCUCUUGAUGUUGUGCAGAUUAGCAAGGUGCAGGCCAAUCAACGUGCUGGACGAGCUGGAAGAACACGCCCAGGAAAAUGCUUUCGCUUAUAUCCUUCAAUUGUUUAUCAGGAUGAUUUCUUGGAUGUUACAAUUCCUGAAAUACAAAGAUCAUCUCUUGCGGGAAGUGUUCUUUAUUUGAAGUCGCUGGACCUGCCUGAUAUUGAUAUCCUGAAGUUUGAUUUCCUUGACCCUCCCUCAUCUGAGUCUUUAGAAGAUGCUCUGAAGCAACUCUUUCUCAUUGAUGCUAUUGAUGAACACGGUUCAAUUACGAGUCUUGGGCGAACAAUGGCUGAGCUUCCUUUGGAGCCCUCUCUUUCGAGGACCUUGUUGGAGGCCAAUGAUUGUGGCUGUUUGUCUCAAGCUUUGACAGUUGUUGCAAUGUUAUCUGCAGAAACAUCAUUGCUUCCUGGCCCAAGCAAAAGUUUUGACAAGAAGAGGAAACACACACCUUCAAACCUUCCUGAUGGUUAUGGUUUGGGCGAUCAUAUUCAAUUGCUUCAAAUAUACGAGCAAUGGCAUCAGACGGAAUACAACCUAGACUGGUGUAAAGAUAACAACUUGCAGGUGCGAGGGAUGCUGUUUGUUAAAGAUGUUAGAAAGCAGUUAUCUCAGAUUAUGCUGAGAAGUGCUAAAGAGUCAUUGGAGGUUCAAACAAUGAAAAGGUGGAGAACUAAUGAGCAAGAGUAUAAGAAUUUGAGGAAGUCUUUAUGUGUUGGCUAUGCAAAUCAACUUGCUGAGAGAAUGCUUCGUCAUAAUGGCUACCAAACUCUUGGUUUCAAGUCUCAACUUGUUCAGGUGCACCCAUCCUCUGUGCUGAAGACGGAUGAUGAUGGAAUGCUUCCUAAUUAUGUAGUAUAUCACGAACUCAUUGCCACUUCACGUCCUUACAUGCGCAAUGUAUGUGCGGUCGAGAUGUCAUGGGUGUUACCCAUAAUAAGAAAGCUAGAAAACCUGAAUAUCAAGAAACUCAGCGGUGGUCGAUUUUCUGAGCCUGAGAAGGUUUCUGAAGUAGAAAACAGCAGCUCAACAACUACAAGUAUUAGUCUCGCUCAGCUUCCAGAUGACCGGGAUAACAAGAUUCAAGCAGCCCGCGAGCGUUUUCUCGCACGGAAAUCCAUUAAAUAG